AGCUGGAGAGUUGCAGCUAUUUCUUCAUCUGCAAUAGAACAGUAGACCAGCCGUCAAGCUGACAAACAGGACUGGUUUCUUCAAUCAUAUAGUGUGGUGUACUGGCAACGGCUGCAGUUAGGGGAGAAAUAGAAAGCCUCCCGGUCUCUGGGAGAAUAUCUGCAAGACUGAUUUCUAAAGAAAACUUACUUUCCUCUUAAUGGGAAAGUCAGAUCGUAUCAAAUUUCUUAAGUGCCUGGAGAUACAGUUGCCUGGGGUCCUGAGGCUGAUCAAGCUGGCGUGCUUUAAGUGCGUUUGACAACAAAAAAAAUGAAGCUUGCAGUGCUGGACCUGGGAACCAUAUUUGCAAAUAUUUUCAAGACUUCCGCUUCUCCUGUUAUCCCGCCAGCUGGUUCCUCAAACAGUGGACCAUCAACAGCACCUCAUGGACCAUCAGCGAUAUCAGUAUCUUCAUCCAAAGCAACGCCUCUCACUUCUUCCUUGUCCAGUGUCUCAGGGAAAGCCUCCGGACUUUCUGGAAGUGGCUCUGCUCCGGGCAGCCCUGCCACUGUCAAAAACAGCAGCGCCGCUCUUCAAGCGUCAGCUUCUGUGCCCAAGUCAGCCGGCCUGAGUGUAGGGACUGCAAAUCAGAUAGCAGCCCGGGCAGCUCCGAGCUCCAGCCUGGCCAGUUUAAAUGCAGUGAAAACCAUGCCAGCUCAGACCGGAUCAAACAACAGUAUCAUUUCUGGCACGGGAAGGUCCUCGGUAUACUCGGUUGAGGAUAGCGUUACGUGGAAACUGUCGAACAAGCAACAUCCCUUCACUUUGCCCAACAUCGGCGAGGAAGGACUCACCGAUACUGAUUCAGCAGAAAGUAGCAGUGAAAAAAAGGGAAUAUCAAAAGGAGAUGACUGUCAUCGCUUUGUUGAGAAAACCAGUGAUUCGCUUCCAGCUAAUUUUACAAAACAUGUUCAAGGAGCAAUUCAGAGUUACAACAGUAAUGUAUCCAUCGUAUCUGAAUCACUAAGUGGGCAGACCACACCAACAGACCUUAAUCAGUCCUGGUCUGCAAUCCAGAGUUAUACAACCAGCCUGUCUACAGAGCGCAGUUCAGUAUACUCCUGGAGAGAUGAUGAAUUUGACAAGGCAAACACACGAACAGUGCAUCAGUUGUUCUGGGAAAUCGAUGAGAUGCUAUUUGAGGGAAAGGUUAGCAGUCGUACUGAAAGCAUUCGAACAGAGUGUCGGGAAUGGACAGAACGUUCACCCCAGCUCAGGAUUUUGGGAACUCAGCUCUUGCUGCCGAAAGACGAAGGUUUUCAACAUUUCCAGAGCAGAGAAAGCAGCUCCAUAGCAACUCGGACAUUAUCUAGUUUCUGUGAUAGCACUGGCAAUAUGAAGGAGCUGAGCCUGUCAGGCCUACGUCUGCUUCCUGUGCAGUCUCCUUAUCACAAUGGCUUGGAAUCAAACUCCACUUUGAGUUCCCUCGACUCAGACUCCUCCGUUUUCUCAUUCCUAGAGGAAGAGAUCAUUGAUGUGGAUGGAAAGAUUGAAGAGUAUUUUGCAUAUGAUGGUAAAGAAUGUUUUAGUGAUGAUGAGAGUUCGGAACAAAAGAACGUUCAACUUGCACGAAGGAGAAAUAAACGAGGCAUUCCACCCAUUUCUCCCAAUGCCUGUAUUAAAGAUGCUGCCUCAGCAGAGAUAUUUGAUGACAUCUGGCGGGAUGUGAUUGAAAUGAUGGAAGAGUUAAUCAGGAAACAGUGGGAAAAUACCCUUUCAGACCACGAUAAGCAGACAGUGAAUAUGCAGAGUGCAAUAAUGAACAAACUCCCUCGGAUCAAUGAUUCCCGAAUCAUCGUAACAAACUAUGGUAUUCCACCUUCCCGAGGCUCUGAGACACGUGUCUUGGCAUUGGGUACAUCCUUCAUCCACUCUCAGGCUUAUCGUAUGACAAAUGCUUAUCGUAAUGAUUUAAAUGGUGUGAUGACAAUUCAAGCCAAGCCACUUCAGCAGAGACAUGCAGGAUUACCUGAUAAAACACAGUGUGACCAGGAUGAGAAGCAGUUCAGCACAGGCUCCAGUAUUUUGUCCACAAUACGUAAUCGCCUGGGACGGAGUACAGAUUACAGUGUUCUAUCAGCGUCCCGUAUCAUGCAGGCAUCUUCACGAAAGACAGGUUCACAACGUAAACUGCCAUCCCUCGGCUCAGAGCUAUUGAAGGCAAAGGCUGCAAAUGUCUACAGUGAUGAAAUUCUUCGAGGAACUAAACUUGCAAACACUUUCUCGAAUUACAAGAGUAGUCAGUAUGUUGAAAGCACUGCUAAAGUCUCCAGUGGAGUAAGGCACCAAUCAUAUCAACAUUUAACACUUAAGAAGCACAUUGGCACUGAUCGGCCAUCCUCACCCCCAGUACACACUGCUCGUAAUAACCAAUUACCACCUAUUCAUACAGAAUCAACAGAAGCACAACUUCCCUUACCUGGGUCAAGAUAUCAACUGAGGGGAAGAUUCCCACAUAGCAGAGUGUCAAGUGCCAUUGGGGAAGGAACAGGCCGACGAACUCUCAGGGAACGACUGAUCACAAUAGACACUUCUUCACGGCCAAAUACUACACAUACAUUUCGGUCUGAUACACCAUUCAAACGGUCUUUCACACCAAUGGACUAUACCAGCCAUACUCGGACACGGAGAGCUUCCUUUACAGAUCAUGCUGGAAUUGGUGUGACUGGGAUCAGCCUAGGAAUUUCUGCCUCCAGCUCUAAUUAUCCCACAGAUUUUGCACAUCACCAUCAUCAGCUGUUAAACCAGCCACCCAUUGAAGGCGAUGAGGACGAGUAUCGAACAACAUGGGGCCCACAAGCACAUUUCCAAUCCAAACCUUUUAAUCGUCUUCCUACAAAUUCCAGAAGGCGACCCCAAGUGGUUUCAUAGGUAAAGUCAGUUGAAUCACUGCAGUGUGGAAGGCUGGAGAAUUAAUGAAGAUGGUUUGCUUACAUCAGGUCACAAACAGGACUAGCUUCAUUAGAAGAAACCAUGAAGUGAUGAAAGACUCACCAUGAAGCAUCAUUCACUUAAUUCUGUUGCGGUGAUCGAUGGUGUACAGUGUUGUCAGCUGUCUUCCUAUUAAUUAGUACUGAUUAAACUAUGCAAAAAUGUACCAAUUUAUAGGUACAUACAAGACUAUUUGUCAAGGCAGCUUGCAGUGAAGCAACAUUUCCUGGUAUUGUAACUAUCGACCUGACACUUUUAUUCUGUUGCCCUUAAUUGUUCAUUACUCCAACAUGCUAGUUAUACCUCAGUAACCUACUGACAGGCAGCUACUGCAAGUACAUUUUUUGCUAAUUAAGAAACUGGUUUAAUAACUCCAAUCUGUACUGUGAGAGUGCUCUUGUUGAAUUUAAUGUGAACAAGGUUUCAGUGAAAUAAUCAGUUUGCAUAUAGGCCAUAGAAAUGCAAUUUAUUUCUUUGUAUUUGUGCGCUUCUUUGUAGAUUGUCAGUAUUUGGCUGAAAUGAACAUCUGUGGCUAGGGGUGGCCUGGCGGCUCAGUGGUUAACACUGCUGCCUUAUGACACCAGGGACCCAGGUUCAAUUCCAGCCUCGGACAACUGUCUGUAUGGAGUUUGCACGUUCUU
Molecule: messenger RNA, 3611 nt
Organism: Rhincodon typus (whale shark)
Lineage: Eukaryota; Metazoa; Chordata; Chondrichthyes; Orectolobiformes; Rhincodontidae
Product: protein FAM149A-like
Exons: 16
Coding region: 310-2910 (866 amino acids)
Source: RefSeq, a predicted model, not a curated record